Messenger RNA from Hipposideros armiger (great roundleaf bat), 1250 nucleotides. It is a transcript of the gene AQP9, whose product is annotated as aquaporin 9. The transcript is spliced from 5 exons. NCBI's taxonomy places the organism in Eukaryota, Metazoa, Chordata, Mammalia, Chiroptera, Hipposideridae. The coding region runs from base 414 to 1130 and encodes 238 amino acids. Gene Ontology annotation, cellular component: plasma membrane; basolateral plasma membrane. The record is from RefSeq and is a predicted model, not a curated record. Gene Ontology annotation, molecular function: urea transmembrane transporter activity; glycerol channel activity; water channel activity. Gene Ontology annotation, biological process: water transport; glycerol transmembrane transport.
UGUAACACAGAAAUCUCUGGACUGGAGCCAUCUCUGUGGUUUGGCAACACAACCAGUACAUUGCUUUUCUCAUCUCUUGAAAAAAAAAAAAACCAACAGAGAGAAAAUACCUUGAGAAUACAGGUAAUGAUUAAUCCAUCAGGCACAAAAAGGAUAAAAGUGUCCUUUUGGGGUUUCAUGUUCUAACUCGCUAAUGCAAAUAAAUAGCAGUGAACAGGGAGUGACAAUUUUACCAGAAGAGGAUUAAGUCACGGGCAGUGAUUGGGACAGCAUUUGUGGAGUCAGAUAAUCUCAUCAGAGAUCUCCAGGAAUCUAUCAGCAGUUGUCACUUUUUCCUUUUUCAUCUGUGAGUGAAGUAGGGACCAGAAGAAGCAGGUAUCGGUACAAAGAGUGGUCCUUGAAGAACCUGCACGAUGCAGCCUGAGAAAGGACAAAAGAAGAAAAGCCUCAAGCAGAGACUGGUCUUGAAGAACAGCUUAGCUAAAGAAACACUCUCUGAGUUCUUGGGCACGUUUAUAAUGAUUGUCCUUGGAUGUGGCUGUGUUGCCCAAGCUACCCUCAGUCGAGGACACUUUGGGGGAAUUGUCACUAUCAAUGUUGGAUUUGCAAUGGCAGUUGUAAUGGCCAUCUAUGUGACUGGAGGUGUCUCUGGUGGCCAUAUCAAUCCAGCUGUGUCUUUUGCAAUGUGUCUCUUUGGACGGAUGCAAUGGUACAAAUUGCCUUUUUAUGUGGGAGCCCAGUUCUUGGGAGCCUUUGCAGGAGCUGCAGCCCUCUUUGGUAUCUACUAUGAUGGACUCAUGUCCUUUGCUGGUGGAAAACUGCUCACUGUGGGAGAAAAUGCAACAGCACAUAUUUUCGCAACCUACCCUGCUCCAUAUCUAUCUCUGGAGAAUGCAUUUGCAGACCAAGUCGUGGCCACCAUGUUCCUCCUCAUGUUUGUCUUUGCCAUCUUUGACUCCAGAAACUUGGGAGUUCCCAAAGGCCUAGAGCCCAUUAUCAUUGGCUUCGUAAUUAUUGUCAUUUCUUCCUCUUUGGGAUUGAACAGUGGCUGUGCCAUGAAUCCAGCUCGAGACCUGAGUCCCAGACUUUUCACUGCUUUGGCAGGAUGGGGGUUGGAGGUCUUCAUGUAAGUAACAUGGUGGAGCUGGGAACACAUCAUGCUGUGCUUUAUUCAGGGAGGGCUGUGCUUUGAAUUGGGAUCCAGGAGAGUGCAGAUGGGAGGUUGGAGGUCAAGUGCAUACUCUGGUCAU